Messenger RNA from Dermatophagoides pteronyssinus (European house dust mite), 3933 nucleotides. It is a transcript of the gene alphaCOP, whose product is annotated as coatomer subunit alpha. The record is from RefSeq and is a predicted model, not a curated record. Gene Ontology annotation, cellular component: COPI vesicle coat. Gene Ontology annotation, molecular function: structural molecule activity; protein binding. NCBI's taxonomy places the organism in Eukaryota, Metazoa, Arthropoda, Arachnida, Sarcoptiformes, Pyroglyphidae. Gene Ontology annotation, biological process: retrograde vesicle-mediated transport, Golgi to endoplasmic reticulum; intracellular protein transport; intra-Golgi vesicle-mediated transport.
UCUAUAAUUUCAUCUUUCAUAUUUUAUUGAAUAAAAUCUGUCAGUGAGCAAAUUUUAGUUACCCAAAGUCAAUGAGCUCUUUUCUAGUGUUUCUUGACGAAGAGAGCGAAGAUAGUCCUAUCCAUCUUUCGUUGGGCAUUUCACCAUCAACAUUAGCCUAUUUAAGCCAAAUCGAUCCAUUCUCUUCCAUAUCAUUACCAUCCAGUACUGAAUCACAACAAUUUUCAUAUAAAAUGUUAACUAAAUUUGAAUCAAAAUCAUCACGUGUAAAGGGAAUUGUUUUCCAUCCAAAACGACCAUGGGUAUUGGCAUCAUUACAUUCGGGUCUCAUACAAUUAUGGGAUUAUCGUGUCGGAACAUUGAUCGAUAAAUUUGAUGAACAUGAUGGACCGGUUCGUGGAAUUGAUUUCCAUAUUCAGCAACCAUUGUUUGUAUCUGGUGGUGAUGAUUAUAAAAUUAAGGUUUGGAAUUAUAAAUCACGCCGGUGUAUAUUCACAUUAUUAGGUCAUCUGGAUUAUAUUCGUGUAGUAAAAUUUCAUCAUGAAUAUCCAUGGAUUUUAAGUUGUUCGGAUGAUCAAACUAUUCGUAUAUGGAAUUGGCAAUCACGUACCAGUAUUAGUAUUUUGACUGGACAUAAUCAUUAUGUUAUGUGUGCACAAUUUCAUCCAACUGAAGAUCUUGUCGUUUCUUGUUCACUUGAUCAAACUGUACGUGUUUGGGAUAUUUCUGGUUUACGAAAGAAAAAUGUUUCACCCGGUCCUGGUGGUAUUGAAGAUCAUUUAAAGAAUCCACAUUCAACCGAUUUAUUUGGUUCUUCCGAUGUUUAUGUUAAACAUGUUCUAGAAGGACAUGAUCGUGGUGUAAAUUGGGCCGCUUUCCAUCCUACUAUGCCUCUUAUUGUUUCAGGUGCCGAUGAUCGUUUAGUUAAAUUAUGGCGUAUGAAUGAAUCAAAAGCUUGGGAAGUAGAUUCAUGUCGUGGUCAUUAUAAUAAUGUUUCCUGUGUCAUAUUUCAUCCAAAACAAGAUCUUAUAUUGAGCAAUUCCGAAGAUAAAAGCAUUCGUGUUUGGGAUCUAACUAAACGAACUUGUUUAUCUACUUUUCGUCGUGAACAUGAACGAUUUUGGAUAUUGGCUGCUCAUCCAAAUCAGAAUCUAUUUGCAGCCGGUCAUGAUGCUGGAAUUAUUGUUUUCAAAUUGGAACGAGAACGUCCAGCAUUUACAAUUCAUUCAAAUUUCCUUUUCUACAUAAAAGAUCAUUAUUUACGUCGAUUAGAUUUUACAACUGCUAAAGAUAUUCCGGUAAUACAGUUAAGAAAUCGUGGCCGUAUACCACCACAUUCAAUUUAUUAUAAUCCUGCCGCAAAUGCAAUGCUUAUUACUAGCCGUUCACCUAAUGCUGAAAAUAGUAUCUAUGAACUAUAUCCAUUACCAAAAGAAAUUACCGGUUCACAUAAUACUGAUCCACCGGAAACAAAACGUUCAGCUGGUUUGACGGCCAUUUGGAUUGCAAGAGAUCGUUUUGCUGUAAUUGAUCGUAAUCAUCAGAUUUUGAUAAAAAAUUUGAAAAAUGAAACUGUAAAAACAUUGACAACAAGAGCAUGUGACGAAAUAUUUUAUGCCGGUACCGGAAUGAUAUUGUUGCGUGAUGUUGAUGGUCUUGUUUUGUAUGAUGUUCAACAAGGUCGUGAAUUGGUGAAUGUAACAUGUCCAAAAGUUAAAUUUGUCAUCUGGAAUAAUGAUAUGUCGAAUGUAUGUUUAUUGAGUAAACAUCAAUUAACCAUAUGUAAUCGACGAUUAGAAAUAAGUGCAACAAUAACUGAAACAAAUAAAAUUAAAAGUGGUGCUUGGGAUGAUCUAGGUGUUUUCAUCUAUACAACAUCGAAUCACAUUAAAUAUGCAUUAUAUAAUGGUGAUCAUGGUAUUAUUCGUACGCUUGAUCUACCUGUCUAUCUUACUCGUAUCAAACAACAACAAGUUUAUUGCCUUGAUCGUGAAGUUAAAUCAAAAAUUUUAAAUAUUGAUACAACUGAAUUUAAAUUCAAACUUGCAUUAAUCAAUCGUAAAUAUGAUGAAGUUUUACAUAUGGUUCGUAAUGCUGAAUUAGUUGGACAAUCUAUUAUUGCCUAUCUACAGAAAAAAGGUUAUCCUGAAGUUGCAUUGCAUUUUGUUAAAGAUGAAAAAACUAGAUUCGCAUUAGCAUUGGAAUGCGGUAAUAUUGAAGUUGCAUUAGAAGCGGCUCGAUCAUUAGAUGAUCAAGCAUGUUGGGAACGUUUAGCUGAGGCUGCAUUAAUGCAAGGUAAUCAUCAGGUUGUCGAAAUGGCUUACCAACGAACAAAAAAUUAUGACAAAUUAUCAUUUCUAUAUUUGGUUACUGGAAAUUUGGAAAAACUACGAAAAAUGAUGAAAAUUGCUGAAAUUCGUAAGGAUACUUCUGCUCAAUUCAAGAAUGCAUUGCUGUUGGGCGAUGUUGAAGAACGAAUCAAAAUUCUACGUAAUUCCGAUCAAUUAUCUCUUGCUUAUCUUUGUGCUGCAACACAUGGUCUUGAAUCGGAUGCCGAAGAAUUGAAACAGAUGCUUGAUCCUGAGAAAAAAUUACCCGUGCCUGAUCCAAAUGCUGUGUUAUUGCAACCAUCUUUACCGAUUUUGCCUAAUGAAGAGAAUUGGCCAUUAUUAACCGUUACACGUGGUUUCUUCGAAGGUGCUAUGGCUGCCACAAAAGGCAAAACUGGCCUAAAAUCAGCAGCCGACAUGUUGAUUAUUGAUGAAAAUGAAGGACCAGACGCUGCUGAAACUGGUUGGGGUGAUGAAGCCGAUCUAGAUCUAGAUGAUAAUGGAAAGAAUGCAGUUGAUGAUGAUGAUCUGAUGCACGAUGCUAAAGAUGAUGAAGGUGAUACACCUGGUUGGGAUGUUGAUGAUCUUGAUAUGCAAGAUCUACCACAACCUGAAGCUGGAAUGGAUGAAAAUUUUUUCGUCGCUCCAACACGUGGUUUUCCACCCACACAUUAUUGGAUCAAAAAUUCAAAACUUGUUGUGGAUCAUAUUUUGGCCGGUUCUUUCGAAACUGCUUUUAGACUUUUAAAUGAACAGGUGGCUGUUGUUAAUUUUGAACCAUUAAAAAGUAUAUUUAUGAUGACUUAUGCUCGAUCACGUGCUGGUUAUCAAGGCCUAUCAUAUCUUCCUACAAUGUUUGCCUAUCCGCAACGAAAUCCACGCGAAGAUUUUACAAAAGGUUUGCCUGCAAUCGAAAUACAAAUGUUGGAUCAUCUCAUACAACGUUUACAACAAUGCUAUCAAUUGACAACGAUGGGAAAAUUUCAGGAUGCUGUCGAUCGUUUCCGUCAAUUAAUGUUAAGUGUUUUGAUGCUUUCGGUGGAUAGUAAACAGGAAAUUAUUGAAGCAAAAAAAUUACUUGAAAUCUGCCGUGAAUAUAUUGUCGGACUUUCGAUGGAAAUUGAACGAAAAUCGAUGCCAAAAGAAUCGAUUGAAAAUCAAAAACGUUCAUGCGAAAUGGCCGCAUAUUUUACACAUGUUCAUCUACAACCAGUACAUCAAAUAUUAACAUUACGUACUGCAUUGAAUUUAUUUUUUAAAUUGAAAAAUUUUCAAACAGCAUCAUCAUUUGCAAAACGACUUUUAGAAUUGGGACCAAAAGCCGAUGUUGCUGCACAGACAAGAAAAGUUUUACAAGCAUGUGAAAAAUCUGCUAUAGAUGAACAUAAGCUCAAUUAUUCCGAACAUAAUCCAUUCAAUAUUUGUGCAGCAUCAUAUACACCAAUCUAUCGUGGACAUGUUGAAACUAAAUGUCCAUUUUGUGAGGCAACAUAUGCACCUGAAUAUCAGAAUACAAUUUGUCGUGUUUGUUUGGUAUCAGCAAUCGGUCGUGAAGCUAUUGGUCUUCGUAUUAGUUCAUUACAGUUUCGUUAGCGUUUUUUUU